UCAGAUCUCUCUCUCUCUCUCUCUCUCUCUCUCUCUCUCUCAUUGGCCAGACAUGUCGUGGCUGUGAUCUACCGCAACCAAGCGGCCUUACGACGGCAUUGUAACGGUGCUCCGACCACACCUCAUCGGCGUACAAAUCCAACGGAUUAGGGUUUCCACUUCUGGAAGUGGAGUUAAAAAGUUUCUGUUCCAAAGAUGUUGGGCCGCUCGUCGCUUUACAGAUCCAGAAGCUUCCGGCCAGAGAACCUUGGGCAAAACGCCCUUGCCAUGAUUGGGAACCUCUGUUUCACGCUCUUCGUUCUAGGGGUCUUGAUUUUCACCAUCAUCGCUGCAACUUACCAGCCCGAAGAUCCUCUUUUCCACUCGUCAACCAAAAUCACUACCUUCCUCACUUCCAAAUCAAAUGCCACAUUCAAGUCUGAUGAAUCUGUCCUCAAGACAGGUGAGGAUUUCAUGGCCUCAAACCUGUCUACAUUUGCUGAAUCCAUCAUAAAAGUCACCGACGUUACCCCCGUUGUCACCAAUCCUGAUUGUGAUGCUGAGAUGGGUAGCCCAAUUGACUGUACAAACCCGGAUAUCUUCCAGUUGAUGAUGAGGGCUGCCAUAGAGCAUUUUAAGGACAUCCAUUUCUAUCGAUUUGGGAAAUCUGUUCAUGGAUCAAAUGAUAGCAGCUGCGACAUGGCAUGGCGGUUUAGACCUAAGGAAGGGAAAACUGCAUCGUUUUACAAGGACUAUCGUAGGUUUGUCAUUACUAGAUCCGAGAACUGCACUUAUACUGUUGUUGGUAUUGGGGAUUACCAUACAGGUGUGAAUGCAAGGAAAAGGAAAAAGAAUCAAAAGCCAGGAUUUGAGAAGCAGCCCGUGCCUCAAGCUAAUUUGCCUGUGGUUGGUGAAGCAGUAAAUGAUACCCUUCCGGUGAUUGCUUCCGAGGGUGCAUUUAGUAAAGGACGGUACUUGAUCUACACAGGCAGCGGGGAUAGAUGCAAGAGCAUGAAUCAUUACCUGUGGAGUUUCUUGUGUGCUUUGGGCGAAGCUCAGUAUCUGAACCGGACCUUGGUUAUGGAUUUAAAGAUCUGUUUAUCUUCGAUGUACACUUCUUCAAAUCAGGACGAGGAAGGGAAGGAUUUUCGGUUCUACUUUGAUUUUGAGCAUUUGAGAGAAUCUGCAUCAGUUUUGGACCAGAGCCAGUUUUGGUUAGAUUGGACUAAGUGGCAGAAGAAAGACAGUUUGGGUCUUUAUCUUGUGGAGGAUUUCAGGAUCACCCCGAUGAAGCUAGUUGAUGUGAAGGAUGCAUUGAUUAUGAGGAAAUUUGGGGCUGUGGAGCCGGAUAAUUAUGGGUAUAGGGUUUGUGAAGGGGAGACAGAAUCCGUCAUCCAAAGGCCAUGGCACAUGAUCUGGAAAUCCAGACGGUUGAUGGACAUAGUGUCUGCAAUUGCCGCAAGGAUGAAUUGGGACUUUGACUCUGUUCACGUUGUGAGGGGGGAGAAGGCGAAGAACACUGAGCUCUGGCCUAAUCUGGCAGCGGAUACUUCGCCAGAUGCUCUCCUUUCUACCCUGCGUGAGAAGAUUGAUGAUGGGAGGAACCUCUAUAUUGCGACCAAUGAGCCUGACACGUCCCUCUUUGACCCUUUGAAGGAUAAGUACACGACCCACUUCCUCAAGGACUUUAGCGAUCUUUGGGACGAGAACAGCGAAUGGUAUGCAGAGACAAAGCAGCUCAACAGUGGGAUCCCAGUGGAGUUUGACGGCUACAUGACGGUGGAGGUCGACACCGAAGUGUUCUUACGGGGAAAGAAGCAGAUUGAGACUUUCAACGAUCUCACACGCGACUGCAAGGACGGGAUAAACACCUGCCACCCGUCCUCUUGAGCCAUGCGUAUGAUAGUCAUGCAUUCUGCAUGCUUUCAGCUGAGGUUUGAAGUUCUGUCAUUGUUCUAUUUUCAAACACCAUGUGUACCGUAGAUCUCUUAGCAUGAUAGUGCUUUGCAACUUGUAGUUCUUCUUGGAUGUGGAUGUACUUGUAGGGAAUUCUAUUGUUGCAUUUCAGUCAGAAUCUGAAUGAGCUUUUUCUGUAGUAGUUAAUCCUGUCAGGAUUCUAUCACAUGCAAGUACUUGCUUGUAGGAAGUCUGUUGUCUUAUCUCAGUUAGAAUCAGGAUGAGCUUUUUCUGUACCAGUUAAAAGUCCUGUUAGGAUUUUAUUACAAGCCAUAAAGGUGCAUUCUUCUUGUGUUUUCAA
Magnolia sinica is the source of this 2236-nucleotide messenger RNA. RefSeq lists its product as uncharacterized. The record is from RefSeq and is a predicted model, not a curated record. Gene Ontology annotation, cellular component: Golgi apparatus. The coding region runs from base 196 to 1869 and encodes 557 amino acids. Lineage: Eukaryota; Viridiplantae; Streptophyta; Magnoliopsida; Magnoliales; Magnoliaceae. The transcript has 2 exons.